AUGUCAUCCAAGACUACCGGUGGAAAAGGCGGCAAAGCAAAGACAUCGUCAGAGGCAAAGACACUCACCUCGAGAUCAUCCAAGGCUGGUCUUCAAUUCCCUGUUGGUCGUAUCCACCGAUUCUUGCGUAAUAAGAACGCUAACAAUGUUCGAAUUGGGGCCAAGGCUGCUGUCUAUGUCGCUGCUAUCAUGGAAUACCUAACAGCUGAAGUACUAGAACUUGCAGGUAACGCCGCUAAGGAUCUCCGUGUGAAGCGAAUCACACCUAGACAUUUGCAACUUGCUAUCAGAGGAGAUGAAGAACUUGAUUUGUUAAUCAGAGCUACCAUUGCGGGUGGUGGUGUAUUACCUCAUAUCCACAAGUCACUCGUCGCCAAACCUGGUGCCGCAGGAAAGAAACUCAAACCUACUCCCGCUGCUUAA
Kwoniella shivajii is the source of this 423-nucleotide messenger RNA. RefSeq names its product histone H2A.Z. The record is from RefSeq and is a predicted model, not a curated record. The transcript is spliced from 5 exons. Gene Ontology annotation, cellular component: nucleosome; chromatin. Gene Ontology annotation, biological process: heterochromatin formation. Lineage: Eukaryota; Fungi; Basidiomycota; Tremellomycetes; Tremellales; Cryptococcaceae. The coding region runs from base 1 to 423 and encodes 140 amino acids. Gene Ontology annotation, molecular function: protein heterodimerization activity; structural constituent of chromatin; DNA binding.